Gilbertella persicaria is the source of this 987-nucleotide messenger RNA. RefSeq lists its product as uncharacterized. The transcript has 3 exons. The coding region runs from base 457 to 834 and encodes 125 amino acids. Lineage: Eukaryota; Fungi; Mucoromycota; Mucoromycetes; Mucorales; Choanephoraceae. The record is from RefSeq and is a predicted model, not a curated record.
ACAAGUAGCAGCUUGAGCAGCAGAGGCAAGGACAGUAAUGAGGGCAAGAGAGGAAGAAAGAGAAGGAAUGUAAACCAUUGUAAUGAUUGUAAAGAGAUUAAUGACAUUGAAAUCCAUCAAUUUUUCUUGUAUUUAUAUAUUUUUUCGUUCCUGGUAAAAACAUUUAGAGUGAAUAUUACAUGCAUUGAUGGUUUCACUCGACAUAAAUUUUAACUGAACGGUAUAUCCUGUCCAAUCACAAGUCAAGAAUAAUACCAUCUUUCCCAGAUUUGGUUCCUAGCCGUUAGAAGAAAAAAGAUUGUACAAGUGAUUAAAUCAUGUUCCAGGUAAAUUGGGCAUAUGCAUGCAUAUAAACUUUGAAAUCAAAUUGAUUUGAAUAAAGUUAAAAAAUAUUACCACUUUAGAUUUUUGAGUAUAGAGCUUGAAGAAGCCAUGAAAAAAAACUUAAGCUGUUGAAUGGCCGGUUUGUUUUUUCUAUUUGCAUCAGCUCCUUUGCCAUUUUUGGAGCUUCUAAGCCAAGUUAUAACUCGAAUAGUCAUCUAUCUGUCUUAUGCUGCAAUUAUCAAAACUUCAAGUCAAACAUUGGCGUUUUCUUAUUGGAUUACUUGGUUUCUCGGGAAAGUUAUUCGUAGCCGUGAUACAUGUACAAAAACCAAGUUCUAUAAGAAGCAGCUAUUAUGCCAAGAAAAUGACAAUCAUCUCUCUUUUAGAUAUGCAAUUGAGGUUUUGAUUAAAGCAUUGUAUCAAAUAGAACCGGGCAAUUUCAUCUGCGAAGGAUUAUUGUUUGAUUAUAGGUACCUAUUUGCUCUAAAUUCCAUAUGUAAAGAGUCAUAACCAAAAGCCCAGUAAUUUAGAAGGGAACCUUUAAGCCGAGGUUUGACAAGAAACCAUUUGGUUGCGUUUGUAAGAGUAAAUACGCAGUAUUUGACGCAUUUUUCUUUUUGAAUUUUAGAUACAAAACAAAAUGAAUAAAUCUCAUAUUAGCGC